Lytechinus variegatus (green sea urchin) is the source of this 3317-nucleotide messenger RNA. It is a transcript of the gene nfs1, whose product is annotated as cysteine desulfurase, mitochondrial-like. The transcript has 13 exons. Gene Ontology annotation, biological process: [2Fe-2S] cluster assembly. The coding region runs from base 99 to 1439 and encodes 446 amino acids. Lineage: Eukaryota; Metazoa; Echinodermata; Echinoidea; Temnopleuroida; Toxopneustidae. The record is from RefSeq and is a predicted model, not a curated record. Gene Ontology annotation, cellular component: mitochondrion; nucleus; cytosol. Gene Ontology annotation, molecular function: cysteine desulfurase activity; pyridoxal phosphate binding.
UUGUCCACUUGCGUUACCGGUACCGUACAUUGCAUCACAACUUUUCAUAAUUCUGGGAAUUGCUUUUGACAGACAAAUCCUGGAAACAAGAAGAAAUAAUGAUCACAUUAGGAAAGAAAUCUGUUGCAACCUGUGUGAGAGUUUGGAGGACAUCAUGUGUUAAUGGAACCAAUUUGCGACAAGCUUCCAACGCAGCAGCAGCAGAUGUGAAAGAUGAGAAGAGCCUUGAAGGAAGAGCUCUAUAUCUAGAUGCUCAGUCUACAACACCACUGGAUCCAAGAGUUAUGGAUGCCAUGAUGCCAUACUCUGUGGCUUACUAUGGCAAUCCUCAUUCUCGUACACAUUCAUAUGGAUGGGAAUCAGAAGGAGCCGUGGAACAUGCAAGAAAGCAAGUUGCCAAUUUGAUAGGGGCUGAUGCCAGAGAGAUCAUCUUCACCAGCGGAGCCACAGAAUCAAAUAACAUAUCUGUAAAGGGAACUGCCAGAUUUUACAAGUCUAAAAAGAAGCACGUCAUCACUACCCAAACAGAGCACAAAUGUGUUUUAGAUUCUUGCCGAGCGUUAGAAGGAGAGGGUUUUGAUAUCACAUAUCUUCCAGUGAAACCAAAUGGAAUUAUUGAUCUUCAGGAACUUGAAGAUUCAUUCAGACCAGACACAGUUCUGUGCUCAGUCAUGGCAGUCAACAAUGAGAUUGGUGUAAAACAACCCCUCAAACAAAUUGGUGAGAUGUGCAGAUCAAGGAAGGUUUUCUUUCACACUGAUGCUGCACAGGCUGUAGGCAAGGUCCCAGUGGAUGUCAAUGACAUGAAGAUUGACCUCAUGUCAAUCAGUGGCCACAAGAUCUACGGUCCAAAAGGUAUUGGAGCAUUGUAUGUGAGGAGGAGACCAAGGGUGCGAGUUGAGGCGUUACAGAGUGGUGGAGGUCAGGAGAGGGGUAUGAGGAGUGGUACCUUACCCGCACCCCUGGUGGUUGGUCUAGGAGCUGCAUGCCAAGUCUCACAGGAAGAAAUGGAGUAUGAUCACAAGCGAAUCAGUGCCCUCUCUGAGAGGCUCAUCAACAAGAUCACCGGUGAACUGCCAGACGUCAUCCGCAACGGUGACCCCGAUGAGACCUACCCCGGCUGUGUCAAUCUAUCGUUUGCCUAUGUGGAAGGAGAGAGUCUUCUGAUGGCGCUCAAGGAUGUUGCCCUGUCCUCUGGGAGUGCCUGUACGUCAGCAUCCCUGGAGCCCUCCUACGUCCUCAGAGCCAUUGGAGCUCAAGAGGAUCUGGCCCAUUCUUCCAUCAGGUUUGGUAUUAGUCGAUUCACAACAGAGGAAGAAGUGGAUUACACUGCUCAGAAGUGCAUCACUGAAGUCAAACAACUCAGAGAAAUGAGUCCUUUGUGGGAGAUGGUGCAAGAAGGAAUAGACCUGAGCAAAAUCAAGUGGACUCAACAUUGAGGUGACCUCAUCAAAGAGUUAUGAUAAAGCAUUGCAGCUGAUCCAAGUGGACCCCUAGUUGAGCUGAAUCUGCAAUGUUGUAAGAUCUGUAACAGAAGAUCAAAUCCUUAAAAUGGCAACAUGGUGUUAUUAUAGCUGUCUUACUUCAGUCACGUGAAUAUUAUAACUACCACUGCAAUAUGGAGAACAAGAAACAAGAUGGCUCUAAUGAAUACUCCAAACUGUUUUUUUCAAGUCAACCAUGAUGGCCCAAAUUGUCUAUAGAAGUUCGAAUGUUGGGUGAGGGUUAAAUCCAUGAAAACCUCAUUCAGGUAAUAUCUGACAAGAGUCGUCAUUAAAGUAAAACAGUCUUUAGGUUUGUGCGCUCAUGGAUGCCUACUAUGGACUUCAGGCCGCACAGAAUUUUCACCGGUUUGGCAGACAAACUCAUGACAUCAUGAUGUCAUAUUGCUCUAGUGGGCCAUGUUGUAUAUCAUCACUAGUUUGUGGACAACCUUGUCUAGCACUAUUAAUUUUUUCUAGCCCUUCGAUUGGCCACAUUAAAAAUUGCCUCCGCAAUAUUAUUUUGUUGAAUCAUAAUCCCUUUGACUGAUGUACAAAAUGUUAGCCAGCUCUUUGGAAUCAAGCCCGAGCAUGCCUUAUAGGGAGAGCGAAAUGACUAACAUGAUUGUAUGGUCCCUAAUUAACCUUGUAUUACAAAUAGCUUGUCAUAAAAUAUUUGGAUAACUAUUAACAAUACCCAGAAUAAAUCAUCCGUUGAUUUUACUUGCUUAGGGAAAAUGUUUCAAUGUGAAAAGUACUUGUUUAGCUACUUGGUGGCAUAACUAUUGCACUUAAGUAGUGAAUAGUGGGCUAUAAUUUACUAGGGUCUUUAUUUUAAGACUACAUCGCUCAGUAUGUUGUGACAUGGGUAAGGAAAUUGGCCAGAUCAGAGUAGUUGGUAGAGGCUUUUACAGUCUGACUGAUGCUUAGUUGAAAUUCAAAGAUUUCUUGUAUCAUAACUACAUGAUAAUAGUUUCUUUAAAAAGUUGAAUGGAACUAUCAAAUUAUAUUUUUCUCAUGAUUCUAGACUGUAGAAUAUUGUUAUUGCAUUUUACUAAUUGAUGAUGUUUUUACGGUAUAUUGUUAGCUUUAUUAGCUUAUAAUAUAUAUUAUGCAUUGACUUGUCUUAAUCAACCUAGAUAAUUGAACAUGAGUUGUACUGUUUACAAAUUUUGGAUUAGAUGUACAUGUAUGUGUUGAAAUGCUCAUGUACAGGUUUCAAAAUUUGUCCACAAUGAGUGACUUGUAAACCACCAUUAAGGAGGUUAUCUCACUGAGCGGCGAAUGCUUAGGAGCGUAGCCAAUAUCAGAUUUGCCAACUUCUGUGAUGAGUGUUGCAAACUCUAACAAAUAUUUAUUUGUGAUAUAAAAAUCAGUUUGCGAACUGCUCAAAAAAAAAGUUUGCAAACAUUCAUCCACAAUUUUAUCAGUGGAUCAAUAUUAUACAGUCAGGAGCCAUGUUGUCAUUCGGUUGUUUUUGGUGAAUAAAACAGAACUUUGGCAACAUCAUCUUAUAACCGUUUGCAAAGGCUUACGACUGUUUUGCAAACUAAACCUUUAUUCCUUGAAAUGCCACUGCGCUGUAAAAGGCUGCAGGGCUAAACAAUACCAUAUAUAAACAUGUUGGUAUUGUUGCUAUGAUUAUUAUUAUGAAAAUAUGACAUGUACAGGGUAUAUAUUAUCCUUUUCCAUGAAGAAAACCAAAAUGGAAGGGAUAGCCUGCCAACUAAUUGAAGUACUUGUCGAUAAAUGAAAAAUCGUUGAGAAGAAAAAAACGAUAGUGAUAUUUCCCAUCAUGUAAGAGAUAAUGAUGAGUGAUAUGAAUUCGAAUGAAGA